AAAUCUUUCAUAUAGUUUUCAGAAGAUGGCUUAAGAUGCCUGUAAGAAGAUUCUUAAGGAAUUUUCUUUCGGAAAACAAUGAAUGCAGCUAAUAUUGCUCUGGCAUCUUCGUUAUUACGGACAAUUAACAUUUUUAAGUAUUCCACACACUCUGAAUACUGUGUGGAAGAUCACCCUAAUACUAGAGCAAUACUAAAACUAAAUUCUAUGUGGAAAAUGAACCAGCAACUUUAGGGACAGUGAUGUAAUCUGACAACUACUAACCAUAUAAUAUAUCUUGCAAAUUUCUGUUUAACUUGACCCUGGAGCAGAAGAGUAAUACUUGGUUCUCUUAUCAUUUUGGCUACAUUCUAAACUUCUAUUAAAGACGUAAAAAACACUGUUUCCUGGGAGUAUAUUUUGGUAGACUCAUUCUUAAAAUGGUGUAUUUCUGUUCUUAUUCUUUAUUUGCUCCUUACCUUUUUAUGUAACAUUUCAGUUCAACAACAACAAGCAAAGCAGCUCUGCAGCAUAUGAAAAUGUAUUCUUAAAAAAGUCAGCUCUGUGGGAUGCAGUAUAAUAUAGAAUGCAGUUGUAUCUGCAAGACAGCUUAAAAUGUUAUUGCUUGUCUUUUCUCUGUGCCCCUCUAAGAAGAGUCUGGCUGCAUAUUCUGUACGCAUCCCUUUGGGUACUGCUAUGUAGCAGGUAAUCUUUCCUAACUGUCUCAUCCCAAGACUGACCAGACCCUGUGUCAUCAGCUUCCUCUUAUAUUUGUGUGCUUCAGUCUUCUAGUCAUGUUAGUGGCUCUCUGCGAGGCCUGUUGUGUCAAGGAAAUUGCAGUUUUUCAAUAGACUUAAUAUGAACUCAGUUUCUUUCCAGAGGAUUAAGGUAAACCGAGUGAAUUGUUAGGCACUUAGUUUAUAACUAUUUAGCAGAAAAAAAUCAUGCAGUAGAGGCUUGUUAAAAGUUGUUAAAAUAUUGCUUUCUCUUACUGAACAACUGAGCUAUUAAAUAAUGAAGAAAUAAUAGAUGUUUUGUUUUGCUUCUGGAAGGAUUAUAGUGUCCUAUAUUAACUUUAAUUUGCCUUUGAAUUUAAUUUUUAAUUUAUUUGUUUUUAAUUUAAAAACCCACCAACCAAACUCUCAAACCCAUCUUCAACAUCACCAACAUUUAAUUUAAAAUCCCACCAACCAAACUCUCAAAACCAUCUUCAACAUUCACCAAAUUAAACAGAUUUAAUUUUUAACUCAGAGAGCAUUUUAAAUUUAUUUCAACAUACUUAAAUAUGGUUGAGUCUGCCCAGAUUUUGCUCGAUUUUUGUUAAAUUUGGGUAUGGCCUAAUACCAGGUUGAAGUCCAUCCCAGUCUGAGCUGCCUCCUGAAGGGCGAUCAUGUUCUCUUCAAUCUGCAUGUUCCUGUCUCUUCCCUUGAGUUGUCCUCUGCACUUGUGUAGCUUCCUACAAAGGAAGGCUGUGCAGCAAUCUGAGCAAAAAAGACACAUUUCCUAUUGUGGCAUCCCAGGCUAAGAUUGGCUUAGUUCUGUUGUGAAUACACAUCCUCAUGCGUGUUACGCUUGCAGUAGUUGAGUGAUUAGAUGAUGUCAAUCUGGAGAGGUUGCAAGCGCUUUGGAGUUCAGUAUGUAAGUGAUUUUUAAAAAUGAGUUUAAAUCACUAAGUUGAAAUUCAAUAGCAGUUAAGUACAAAGUAUUAUGGAAAGAGAAAUUCAGGGUGCAAAUAAAAAAUUGGGAAACACUCAGAUAAUUGUUUUGUACUUAUAGCAAUGUUGGCUCAGGUUUAAUAGCACAAACACUAAGAUUUGCUGAGGUUACAAAGAAACAGCACUUCUAGCUUUAGCAAUAGAAGUAUUUAUUGUCUUUUUUACAGGGGCUCUGGUGUCCCUGUGGAUCUGUUGAAUGACUGGGCUAUGUAUAUGGAUAUUUUCCAGUAGGAAGACCUUUUGUUUUCUGUAAGAUGCUAUUACCUCAAGUGUUAAUGAGUUUCCAUCUAUGAAGAUGUAAUUAUAUACCUUAAGUAUUUAAUUAUAACUUUGAAAAAUCUUCAUGAGCAAUCUCAAAGGAAUAUUUGGAACACACUCACGAAUGUGAGAAGUGGAGGAACUGCAGUUAAUUUCAAUACUGUAAUAUUAAUCAAAAUUAUUUUCGAAUCUGGGAGGCUGAAUAUCCUUGCUUUUUAUGGAGACAUCAUAUGUAAGCAAUAUCUAAGUCUUUGUAAGACUAUUGCCCAAUAGACUAGAAAAUGGAGACACAGCUAGACCCCAUGAAGGAUGAUUUGCCCUUAAUGGCCAACACUAACUACAUGCUUGUAAAGCAUUAUAUAUUGGAUGUGGAUGUGGAUUUUAAAAGUAAAGUUAUUGAAGGCAUCAUAGUUUUAUUCUUUGAGACUGGGAGCCAGUACAGGAAAACCAGCAGUACUGGCAAAGAAUGCUGCCAGUCACAGUUUGAUGAAACCUGUAAAGUGAGGGCAUGUGAACCCUGCUACGCUCCUGUGACAAAUGUGAGUGCCUGUUCAUCUAAACCAGAAUAUAAUGAUUUUGCUGUCUGUGGUAAAGGUGAAGAAGAUGCUUCUGAUAAAAAUGGUAACCAUAGCAACGAGGCACAGGCUUCUGGGAUUUCUAGUUCAAAAGACAUCUGUGACAUAGAGAAUCAUGGGAACAAGGAUUUUCUGCUGGUACUGGACUGCUGUGAUUUAUCUGUGCUGAAGGUUGAGGAGGUAGAUGUUGCUGCUGUGUCAGGCAUUGAAAAAUUCACAAGGUCUGCCAAGCUAACGGAUGUUUCAAAGGAGCUAGAAAAUCUCAGGAAUCAGAUUGUACAUGAACUUGUGACUUUACCUGCAGAUCGCUGGAAGGAACAGCUAUACUAUUUUACUCUCUGCAGCCAAGCACCUGGCUGUGGAGAGCUUCUGUUUACUACUGGCACUUGGAGCCUAGAGAUAAGAAAAUCAGGAGUUCAGACUCCAACAGACUUUCCUCAUGCAAUAAGAAUAUGGUACAAAACCAAACCAGAGGGAAGAUCUGUUACAUGGACUACAGACCAGAGUGGCAGGCCAUGUGUUUAUACGAUGGGAUCGCCAAUAAACAACAGAGCUCUCUUCCCAUGCCAAGAGCCACCUGUUGCCUUGUCAACGUGGCAAGCCUCAGUCCGAACAGCUGUAGACUUUGUUGUGUUAAUGAGUGGUGAAAACUCAGCAGAGCCAGUCCAGCUUGAAGAAGGUAUCUUGAGCUGGUACUACUAUGUGACUAUGCCAAUGCCAGCAUCCACCUUCACUAUUGCUGUGGGGUGCUGGCAGGAAGUUAAACAGCAGGGCUUCAUAGCUCCUAUCCAGACAAACCCUAAGUUUUCCUUGCCAUCUUCACAAGCUGAUUUCAGAUGGCAUGAAGAAAUCUGCGGUCAUGUGGAAUAUCCCUGCCGUUUCCAGGAUCCUGCUGCCAGGUUGCAGGCAGUCAUUCCUUACAGAGUCUUUACUCCCUGUUGCCUUAUGGAAUGCUGCGAAAAACAUUUGCUUCAGCUAAUUCCACAGUGCCUCUCAGCUGCUUACACCACACUGGGUACCCACCCCUUUUCCAGGCUUGAUGUUUUGAUAGUUCCUUCCAACUUUUCCAGCCUGGGAAUGGCUAGCCCACACAUCAUCUUCCUGUCACAGAGUGUACUAUCGGGAUGGAGCCAGCUCUGUGGAACACGUCUGUGCCAUGAAAUUGCUCAUGCUUGGUUUGGACUGGCCAUUGGUGCUCGCGAUUGGACUGAAGAGUGGAUAAGUGAAGGGUUUGCCACUUUUUUAGAAGAUAUAUUUUGGGCUAGGGCACAACAGCAGCUGUCACAUGAUGAAGUAAAAGGGCAGCAGGAAUUGAAAGCUUUACUUCGCUGGCGCCGACUGAGAGAUGAGGUGCAGAACUCUGAAGAAGAGCUGCAAGUUUUAAGGCCCAAAAAGGAGAGCACAGGAGAAACGAGUGAGUCGGGAGCAUCCAUUGUCAAACAUGGUCUUAAAGCAGAAAAAAUCUUCAUGCAGGUUCACUAUUUGAAGGGUUACUUUCUUUUGCGGUCUCUGGCAAGGACAAUAGGAGAAGCUUCAUACCUUUCAUCUUUACGAAAAUUUGUCCAUAAGUUCCAUGGACAGCUUGUCCUUUCUCAGGAUUUUCUUUGCAUGCUGUUGGAAGACAUACCUGAACAAAAAGAAUCUGGAUUAACUGUAGAAAGCAUCUUCCAGAAUUGGCUUGACACUUCCGGAAUACCAAAGCCUUUGCUGGAGGAGGGUGAGACGUGGAAGGAGAGUCGGCUCGUCCAGCAAGUGAGCGGCGAGGUCACAAAAUGGAUUCAGACAAACCAGAUGAUGAGAAAAAGCGGCAAAAAGAAAAGAAGGCUGGAUGAAGUUGUUUUCCAGAAGCUUCUCCCUGACCAGCUGGUCUUACUUCUGGAGUCUCUCUUGGAGGUGAAGACGUUGUGUCCUAGAGCACUGCAGUGCUUAGAGAAAACGUACCAGCUCCGGGAGCAAGAUGCUGAGGUUCGGCAUCGGUGGUGUGAGCUUAUUGUUAAACACAAGUAUGUGCCUGGAUAUGAAGAUGUUGAGAAAUUUCUCAGAGAAGAUCAGGCAAUGGGUGUGUAUCUCUAUGGUGAAUUAAUGGUGAAUGAAGAUGCAAAACAACAAGAACUUGCACGUAAAUGCUUUGCUGCAGCACGAGAAUAUAUGGAUGCGUCCUCAGCCAAAGUGGUGGCAGAGAUGUUGUUCUGAAGAGGAUAUCGUGGCAGCUCCAGUUGGAAACAACUUACAGCUGUGGCUGUUGUUCCAGGCUGUUGAUGGACCCGUCCUCCGGUGCCUACUGAGCUGAUAUCAGUUCUGAUUUUACACACUGGCUCAGUUCAGCAGGAACAGGAGUCGAGCCCUAGAGCAAAAAAAGAUGUACCUUUUGUCAGAGCCUUUGAGAAAUGUUACUGUUUUCUCCCUACACCCGAAUCAGUAUAUGUUAUGGUGUCCUGAUGUUAAACCUUAAAUGGCCCAAGGUGGAAAAACUACCUCAGUACUAUUUAAAGAACUGUUGGCUUAAGAUGAGAAGGUAUGUGGGUAUGUAGCAUAUCACGGUAUUGCUCUGGUAACUGACUUCCAGCAUGAUUUUCAGAGUAACCUGCUAAUAACCAAGCGAAUGUGCUUGCACUGUGAAUCUUCCUUGUUUUCUGAAGACCUUGUUGUGGCAGCUCUAGAAAUCUAAAGAGAUCAUUGUAACUCUGUAACCACAGUUAUGUUCUACUGGUAACCUAAAAAAUUACUCCAAUUGGAAGGCUGGGGCAAUAAAGAAUGCAUAGAUACUCCUUCAUCGUGACAGAGUAAUAACUUUUACUGCUGUUUCCGUUGCAGGAAAGAUCACAGAGAAACUCUUUUAAUAGAUCUCCUACUAAACUCUGAUGGUACUAGGAUUUCUUUGACCCAGGACAUCAAAGGAAGGAUUAUGUGGCUGCUAAAACAAUCAUCUGACAGAAACAUUUACCUCUCAGUAUUUAUGUCUUACAGAGGCUCACUGUACCCAAGACCGCACAUGUGCAAAACAAACUACACACACACAUUACCGUGGCUUUAGGUUGUUCUUUAGUACAAGAAAUUUGGGGUUUAUCCUUGCUCUUUGGUGAAACAACCUUUCCACUUUGUAGAUGUCAGGGACUCUUGAUUUAAAUGAUUUCAUGCACUUCAGUAAUUUGGCUACCAUUAAUAAUCUCUGAAAUUCAAUGAAACUAUAUUCCGUACUUAACAUUUUGUUUAAAACCUUUAUGCCAAAUGAAAAAGACAAUAUAAAAUUAGCAGGAGUUGGGGUGGGGCUGGUGAGGUUAAUUGGAAGGGGAAAGAACCUGUGAAAAGUGACCAGCCAUCAUCCUGGAACUAAAGAAAGCACAAAAAGAUCAUCAUUCUCUCUCUGUCUUGUUUAAGUUAACUUUCACCAGAAAUGCCAGACCUUCCAUUUUCUGAAGUGUCUUCCAUACCCCUAUGCUGUUCCUUUUGCACAGUGAUUGUACCAAGUGUAGCUCUUCUUUCCUAGGAACAUACUGCUCCACUGAUCAGAAAACACCCUAAUUGUUCCUUUCAGAGAGUAAGAACUUAAAUUGCACAGAUUUCUGAACAUACUUACCCGUGCACUCUUGUUUUACAUCAAAUACUCUUGUAAAAAUAAAUACUUUUCUCAAGUA
Molecule: messenger RNA, 6162 nt
Organism: Strigops habroptila (Kakapo)
Lineage: Eukaryota; Metazoa; Chordata; Aves; Psittaciformes; Psittacidae
Gene: AOPEP
Product: aminopeptidase O (putative)
Exons: 18
Coding region: 2234-4720 (828 amino acids)
Cellular component (GO): nucleolus
Molecular function (GO): metalloaminopeptidase activity; zinc ion binding
Source: RefSeq, a predicted model, not a curated record